Dufourea novaeangliae is the source of this 4281-nucleotide messenger RNA. RefSeq lists its product as uncharacterized. The coding region runs from base 1 to 4281 and encodes 1426 amino acids. The transcript is spliced from 4 exons. Lineage: Eukaryota; Metazoa; Arthropoda; Insecta; Hymenoptera; Halictidae. Gene Ontology annotation, biological process: response to oxidative stress. Gene Ontology annotation, molecular function: peroxidase activity; heme binding. The record is from RefSeq and is a predicted model, not a curated record.
AUGCACGGUGGCAGGCACGUCAACGAGAGAACCUCGCUCACGAGGCCCUUAGACUCGCCCGAUUACGUGGAGUUCGCGAGCCUCUUGAGGACCCGGAAGACUCGGAUCAGACAGUUCCAAUGCUGUAUCUGCGCCACUUUGAUAGCGGUCUUCACGAUGGCCCUCAUAGUAGCAGUCAGCUACUCCGUCAGUCAAGACAUCAUAGACGCCUCCCCGAACAACACAUUGUCCUCCAUGCAGUCCGUCCUUAACCUAACCGGCCCUUUGAGAUUAGGUAUCGCCCCUGGCUCGGGCUCGUACACACUAUUCAGCAAUCCAGCAUUCGUGCCCAGCUCGAACUCGAUCCUGGUCGACGAGAAGAACGUCGUUACGCCGACCUUGAGCGAGGAGGAGUACCGUGAGGGAUUGGAAGCGGGUCGACAGGCGAUAAACCAGCGUUUGUUCGCGGACGCGACAGCUCUUGCGUCCCCAUUACCGUCCCCGUCACCGGAAUCCAGGCAUCGUUACGCAGUGAGCACGUGCGUCAGCGUUGGAACGCUUGCUCUGGCGGCCAUUGGUGAACUGGCUGCCACCAAGAGGAUCGAAAGCUCCAGGUCCAUUCUGGCUGGACCAUCGGCCGUUGGAAGCUUUUUCGAUAGUGGAUGGGUACCUCGAGAUGUCUGUAAACAUCUGAUAACACCAAAUUGCGUGGAGAGCAAGUACAGAACUAUCGAUGGUAGCUGCAAUCGGCAGAUGCAACAGGGUGCCACCAUGACACCUUUCAGAAGAGUUUUACCGCCGAGUUACGCGGAUGGCAUCGAGGCGCCUAGAAGGGCACUUUCAGGUGCUGAGCUACCAUCGGCUAGGGAAGUCAGUCUGAAGGUCCACAAACCAUCGCCGAGCAGUAAUCCUCGUUUUUCGGUGAUGCUGGCCGUUUAUGGACAGUUCUUGGAUCACGACAUCACCGCUACUGCGAUCAGUCAGGGUGUUAAUGGCACCUCUAUCUCGUGCUGUCCACCGUCUGUGGGACAUCCAGAAUGCUAUCCUGUACCAGUCGCUUCGGGAGAUCCUGUUUUUGACGUGGCUGGAAGGACUUGUAUGGAGUUCGUCAGGUCUGCGCCCGCGCCACAGUGCAAGCUUGGACCUAGACAGCAACUAAAUCAGGUUACCGCGUUCAUCGACGGUUCGGCGAUUUAUGGAUCUGACAUUACCACGGCUAGCGAUCUGCGAGAAUUUUCUGGCGGUCGUCUGAGGAUGCAGAUCACGCCUGACAAUCGAACUUUGCUGCCUGCCAGUACCAAUCCAAAUGACGGCUGCAACAGGGAAACUGAACGUCUUAGAGGUCGCUAUUGCUUCGCAGCUGGGGACGCCAGGGCGAACGAAAAUCUGCACUUGACGACGAUGCAUCUGAUCUGGGCGCGACAGCACAACAGGAUCGCCGAUCAAUUGGCAAAGAUCAAUCCCACCUGGAACGACGAGACGUUAUACGAAGAGGCUCGACGAAUAGUAGGUGCGCAGAUGCAGCACAUCACCUAUCAGGAGUUCGUUCCCAUCGUGCUGGGCGAAGCAGAGACCGCCUUAAGGGAUCUGAAACCUCACAGAGGUGGCUAUCGAGAGUCCUAUCCAGACGAUCCCAAUUUAGAUCCAACUAUAGCGAACAACUUCGCUGCCGCUGCGUUCCGUUUCGCCCACACUUUGUUACCUGGACUGAUGAAGGUGACGGACAAGCAAAGAGGAACUUCGUCUUACGUGGAGCUGCACCGAAUGCUGUUCAAUCCUUACAGUCUUUACGCUGAAGGUGGCGUGAAGAGCUCCGUGACGUCGGCCACGGAGAAUGUCAUCCAGAUGACGUCCACCCAUGUCACUUCUCAGCUGACCAAUCACCUGUUCGAGGAUCCUAUCGGGAAUGCGACUGUGCCUUGCGGUUUGGAUCUGGUGUCGUUGAACAUUCAGAGAGGAAGAGAUCACGGGCUACCUGGGUACACCAGAUGGAGGGAAUAUUGUGGAUUGGGCAGAGCAGAGAGUUUCUCUGAUUUGGAGGGACACCUGGAUCCCCAGACCCUUCAAGAUAUUUCUGGGCUGUACGAGUCGGUGCACGAUGUUGAUCUGUACACUGGAGCCUUGGCUGAGCUGCCAAAGGCUGAUGGAGUCGCUGGGCCUACGUUUGCUUGUCUGAUCGCGGAUCAGUUUGUCAGGUUGCAGAAGAGCGACAGGUUUUGGUAUGAAACACCUGGGCAGCCUCAUUCGUUCACAGAAGAUCAACUCCAAGAAUUGCGCAAGACGUCGUUAGCAAGGCUGAUCUGCGACUGUUCCGACGGAGUGACACAAAUUCAGGCGGAAGUGAUGAGAGCCAUGGGUCCAGACAACCCCAUGGUAUCCUGCGAGGACAUCCCAGCGCCAUCAUUUGAACCGUGGCGCGAGAACGAAUCAAAGAACCCGAUAUUAAAGGCCACAUUCGUGCCAGUCAAUUGGACAGAGUUCAAGGACAAUAUCAACAGCACUAUCAUGGACGUUGUGAACUACAUCAACAACACUAGAGCAUCAGCCACGUUGGCCACAGAUUGGGUGGCUUUUAAAAAUUAUGUAAACAAUACCUUCUCUGACCUGAGGAAUCAAGUGGCUGCUCUUCAUCCACCGAAACCGGACAGUCUGGCACCAAAAGAAAGCUUGUCGAUGUCUUCAGACACAUUCAUCUUACGUUCACCUGGUGCAACGAACGUUUACCAAGAUUGGAUCAGCUUCAAGGCAGAGUUAGUGAAGUCCUUGAAUGACUCUAUAGGGUCCAUGAGCGGUGGGCCAACCUCUGCUGCCAAAUGGAUAGCUUUCAAACAGAAUAUCAUCGACCAGUUCACCGAUCUGAAAAACCAAGUUGCUUCUAUGAAGGCUGACGUUGCUCCCAAGUUAUCGUUAAAGAUGUCUAAAGAAGAGCAGGCAUCAAUGAUGCAAGAUAAUACCCUUAGGAAGUCAAUGAUACCAGCAAUCUUCGAUUGGAAGAACUUCAAGGAUGGUAUUACGUCCUCUUUGGAUAACACCAUCAUAGACAUUGGAGAUCACAUGCCUCCUCCUGGCGAUCCAGCCUGGGCUACCUACGGCAAUGAUAUAAAGGAUCGAUUCUCUGCUCUGCAUGAUCAAAUAGACAGCAAAAAGUCUCCAAAGGAAUUGGCCACAGCAGAUUCUGUCGAAGAUUGGCUGAACUAUAAGGCAGAUGUUAUCAAGACUGUCAAUGAUGCUGUGAAGAAGAUCAAGGACAGGAUGCCUCCUCCUGGUGAUCCAGCUUGGGCAACGUACAGGGACGAGAUCAUGAAGAGUUUUUCUGCUUUUAGACCCACUCCGUCGCCAUUGGAGCUUGUUACCUUAUCUACUUCCGAGAUUUCUCAGCGUGUCAGCUUGGGAGCCUCCAAUACUGCCAAGAUCGAUAAUUCUGAGUUGUUUAAUUUGACCAAGGAUUGGCUAGACUUCCGUGCUGGGAUCAACGAUUCUCUAACUCGAAUUAUUCAGGAUAUACAAAGUAAAAAGCCUGAUAGUGUUGAUACUGUAGGCUGGAUGGCCUUUAAGGAGUCAACCGCAAACGAUUUCGCGAUGCUGAAGAACGAGAUCGCAAGCAUGAAAGGGGAAUGGGUGGCGGAGAUUAAUAAACCGAAGUCUAACAAGGAUUCACCGACUCUUCAGGUCGCAGCUAAGAAGGCUGACUCUUCGAAAUUCGAUUACACCAAGUUUAUGAAGCCUGUCAUCCCAAUGGACGAGUGGAUCGUCUUCAAGAAACAGAUAAACGAUACCUUGAUGAAUCUGUUGAACAAAGCCAACGCCACGAACAAAGUUGACUUCGACGAGAUUCAUGCGAUGUUCAAUAAGUCGUUUGCUGACUUGAAGAACGAGAUCACUUCACUGAAGAGUCUGAUCGCUGAAAAUGGUUUGAAUCGAACUAAUGAUUGGAUCAGCUUCCAGAAGCAAUUGAACUCUACGAUUAAAGACCUUGUCGAGGGUGUUGAAAAUGAGGGUAAAGGGUCUGCUGGUAAUGUAAUGAAGAUUCUGUUCCAGACGAAGGAUAGAUUCUCGAAUUUGGAAUCACCGACAGGUGUGACACCAAAUGAGUGGUCACAAUAUUCCGCCAGUAUCAACAAAACACUCACAGACGUUCUGAGAGCCAUCAGUGAUACGAAGCAGUCAGCAUUGUCGCUCAAGGCAGACGUUCCAAUGUCCUCAUCCAAUAAACCGAGGCCUUUGCCCGAUUGGUUGCUCGUUCCUUGUCUCGCGAGUCUUUUACACUCACUGUUAAACACCGAAUUUUCGCUCGUCCAUUGA